Hyaloperonospora brassicae is the source of this 579-nucleotide messenger RNA. Lineage: Eukaryota; Oomycota; Peronosporomycetes; Peronosporales; Peronosporaceae. The record is from the annotation of a GenBank genome assembly.
AUGCACCGGACCUCUGCACAGGAUGACGGGUUGCAGACGGUGCGGUCGCUCCUCCGCCCGCAACCUCUGAGCGGCCACUCGACCAGCAGUGACACCCGUUCGCACGACUUGACGACCGCAUGGACGUCACCUUCUGCUGGUCAUACUCACUACCGCUCUAGUGCGUCUACGGACGUGGACGGUCGAGUCGAAGUCCAUCUGGGGGCCUUCGGUGCCGUCGGGAAGAUGACAGCCGAGACGGUCGACUAUUUACUGCACGUGCUGGAAGAUAGAAAACAAGAGCUGCUCGUGCGUAGCGGUGACCGUCCACUUCGUGUGGGGUGGCGUGAUCACGUCGAUACAGGCGCUGUGGACGUGUCACAAAAGGUACGGACUUUGCCAGCGUCCGAAGCCGCGCGUGUUCAGCUCAACUGCUCGACCGAGGAAGAUGAUAAUGAAGCUGACGAUGAUCACGUUGCGGGGCUCGUUCGGUCGCACUCGUACGAAGCGUUGGUGCAAUUGGAGGGAAUCCUCGAGGCACGACACCAUCGGAUCAUGAACGACGGGUUGUUGGAGUCUCUGCCGGCCGAUAUCAGCUGA